AUGGAGAUUCUGCUCGGACAGUGGGUGGCCUCGGUCACGAUUCCAGCCCUUACACUCAUCGCGCUCAAGUUGUUCUGCCACCAAAUGUACUAUCCGAUCUCCUCCCUGUCUUUCAGGUACACUAACAUCAUACAGCCGAAGCGCGCCCCGAACCUCCAAUCGAUGCCACGCAACGUCCUCCGCAAGAUCAUCGGCUUCGCGCUGCCACACAAGAUCUCCAUCUCCGCCAAUUCUGAUGGCUGUGGUUCCACGUUCAACGCCAAAUGCCGCCUCCGCUGGAACGACGAAGGUAAUGCGUGGGACCAACCUAUCCGAGGUCUACGUCGCGUCUGCAAGUCCUUCUUUGUCCCUGCCAGCCAGGUCAUCUACAGUCGAAUCGAGAUCAAGGUCUUGGGUAUUUUGGGAGAGCACAAGCGUGAGGUCUUCUGGAAGGAUUUCGCGCCGUACGUGGAGGUGAGCGAGGUGAGCGAGGCGAGCAAGCAGUAUGAGAAGACGUACUGGUGGGCUGUUCAUCAUUUGCAUCGUGUCAUGAAUGGAGAGGGAGCAUGCUGCGAUCAUAGCAAUGGGCGCAAGGUGUGGGACAUGUGGGGAAAGGAUCAAGGCUGCGCUGUGUGCUACCAGCGACGCUUCGGGGUUGUCGGUGCAAUCAUUCGGUUCUAG
This is a messenger RNA of Cyphellophora attinorum, 660 nucleotides long. RefSeq lists its product as uncharacterized. The transcript has a single exon. Bases 1 to 660 code for a protein of 219 amino acids. The record is from RefSeq and is a predicted model, not a curated record. NCBI's taxonomy places the organism in Eukaryota, Fungi, Ascomycota, Eurotiomycetes, Chaetothyriales, Cyphellophoraceae.